AUGGCCAUCCCACCGGCUAGCGCUGUCAAUGGACACGCGGAUUCACCAUCAUCCUCCCCUCAAAACUCAGAGAAAUCUUCGCAACCGAAACCACAACCCAAUUCCCCGUCCACCGACCCAGAUAUCUUCAACGCCAGCUCUGUCGCCGAAAUCAAAGCCACUCUAUCCCACCUACACAACCAAGAAGUCAGCGUGACAGCUCGUCUGGAUGCCCUCGUCGCAUCUCAGAAAGACUUCUCCCGCGAACUCUCCCGUCUGGACCUGCUCCGCGCCAAUCUCGGCUCCCAAACAACAACUACCCGCUCCAUCCGCCAUGGCAUGCUCUCCCCCGCGGCCGUCACGGCGGACCGGAUUUCGAGUGCCGUUCGGAGACUGGAUUUGGAACAAGCUCGUGUGAAGGCAACCUUGGAGGUUGUCGAGCAAGUCGCUGAACUGAAGGCUUGUGUGCUUGGUGUCUCUGGGUCAAUGGGUGCGCCGCAGGAUUGGGAGACUGCUGCUAGUUACUUGCAUCGGGCGGCGCAAAUUCCCGAUGAGGUGGUGAAAGGCGCGUUUGCAGGAGAGAUGGUGCCGACUUCUGAAGUGCCGGAUCCGCCAAAUGUUACGUUGGAUACAGCCGCAGAGUCGCUGUGCGGAUUGUUUUUGAGGGAGUUCGACAAGGCAGUUAAGGAGGGGAAUGGAGCGAAGAUUACGAGGUUCUUUAAGCUGUUCCCGCUUAUUGGGAGAUCCGAGGUUGGGCUGGAUGUUUAUGGGCGGUAUGUGUGUCAGGGUGUGGCUGCGCGAGCUCGCGCAAAUUUGAAUGCUGGCACCGGGGGUAGAGAGGGUUUCUUCUACGCGAAUGCGUUGACCAAGUUGUUCGAGCAUAUUGCGCAGAUUGUCGAUGGCCAUGGUGGAUUGGUGGAACGACACUACGGACCUAGGAAGAUGAACCGCGUUAUUGAGCGGCUGCAGCUCGAGGCGGAUGUCCAGGGAGGAAUUGUUCUUGAUACCUGGGGCGAUGAACGACAUGUGGAUCGUAAGUUGACGGAUAUCAAAUCCUAUGCAUUUACCUUCUUGGUGCAAAGCUUCCUGCCUACUCAACGGCCGGGUGCACCACGAUCCCAUUCGCCAGCGCGCGCGGCUACAGGGGGUGAAGAUGAAGGCGUGGACAUGAAGGAAAUCGACGGCCUCUUGAGCGAGAUUGGAAUCAUGUUAGGACGCUGGUCACUCUACUGCCGCUUCCUAGCAGACGCAUGCAACCCCGAGAACGAAAAGCACACCCUCCCUCAAUUCCUCGCCGAUUCCCCCCUCACCAAGAAAAUCACCACCCGUCUCGCAACCCCCUUUAACACAAUGACAACCUUUUUCGUCCGCCGCUCCGUCGAAAAAGCCUUCCAGCUCGACGAGUCCCCAACAGGCCUCACCCUCAACUUGCACAAACCCCUCAAAUCCGACCCUCCCCACAUCACCUCCGCCGUGGACGACAUCAUGUACAUCGUCAACAAAGUCAUCCAACAAACCCUAGCAACCUCGCAAAUCACCGUCGUCACCAACGUCAUCCCAACCCUCGCCCGCGUCCUCGGCUCUGACUUUAUCGGCAUGACACAGCGCAAAAUGCGCGAUGAAUGCUACCCCCGCCCCGUCGUCCAGGGCGCCCUACCUCCAGAACAAACAGUAAUCGCCUUCCUUGUGCUAAUCAACAACCUCGACAUCGCAGUCGACUACAUCCAUCGCAUCGUGUCCAACAACACCGAAGCACGAACACCCCUCCCAUCAACCCACCCAAACCCAACCCAACCAGAAGAAACAAUCAGCCAACUAGACUCUCUCUUCCCUGUCCCCAGUGAAGCAAAACAAGCAUCCCAAGCCCUCCAUUCCCUAUCUUCGUCUUUUGAAUCAAAAGUCUCCGACCUCCUAAGCGACGGCAUCCAAGUCAUCUUCAACAACGUAAUCAAGCCGCGUCUACGCCCAAUUCUCGCAGACGCAUUCCGCGACAUCGAAUACCAGCCUUCCCCCGAUGACCCCUCCACCACCAACCCUAUCCCUACCGACGACGUCGAAGACGACGACAUGCACACGGGACCAAACCCAGGCGCAGAACGCCCAACAACCCGCUUCACUACGUCCUGGACGGCCCUCCUCACACCCUUGUCUAGGAUCCUAACACCGCCGUCUUUCGACAAGUUACUUUCCGUGACAACGACGUAUCUCUCGCGACUGCUCGAGAAGAGAUUAUGGUCGUACCACGGCCGUGUCAACGCGCUCGGCGCGACAAGACUCGAACGCGACGUCUCUGGGAUUGUCAAUGCAGCCGUUGAUGUUGCUGGUAGUAGUAUUGGCGGAGGACGGUAUAAGCACCGGGAGGCGUUUGGGAGAUGUCUGCAGAUGGUGCUUGUGAUGGGGAUGGAUGAGGAGGAAUGGGAGGAUGUGGUUCGGGGCGGGGAAACGGGGGAUGUUGUUGAUCGGUUGAGUGUUGAGGAGAGAGGGAGGGUUCGGGGGAUGGUCAGACGGUUUUAG
Messenger RNA from Aspergillus ruber CBS 135680, 2493 nucleotides. Its product is annotated as Golgi transport complex subunit COG4. Bases 1 to 2493 code for a protein of 830 amino acids. NCBI's taxonomy places the organism in Eukaryota, Fungi, Ascomycota, Eurotiomycetes, Eurotiales, Aspergillaceae. The transcript has a single exon. The record is from RefSeq and is a predicted model, not a curated record.